AGCAGCAGCGCCAUGCGGCUCGUUGCCAACUGAUUCUUGAUACUUAGCUUGGCCCAAGGCCAUAAGUCGCUGCAACGGGUGAGCCCAGGGUUAAGCCAACGGGUGAGCCUCAUGUGCGUUUAGCGACGAAAGAUGCAACGUAGCAGCCCCCGGAGAACGCCUCGGGAGAGGGCUGACUAUGUGGGAAGGACGGAUCGACGAGAAGAUCGGCGCGAUGAUAGAAGGGAUGACCGAUAUGACAGGCGUGACGAGAGAAAGGAUGACAGAUUCCAUGAUCGGCGCGAUCAUCGGCGAGAUGAGCGUCGAGAGGAUAGAAGAGACGAACGACGGGAUGAUAGAAGAGAAGAAAGAAGAGACGAAAGAAGAGAUGAGAGGCGAGAUGAAAGAAGAGAAGAGCAAAGAGAUGAAAGAAGAGAUGGUCAAAGAGAUAACCACAGCUACGAAAGAAGGGAUGAACAAAGGCCACAAGAUGGCUAUGGCUCUGAGAGGAGGCGUCGACGGAAUGAGCAGCCGCCGGCGCAGGAGCAGAUGCAGGAGGGCGGGAGGGAGCAGCAGUCUGAGGAGAGGAGGCCACGUAGGAGGAGAGGCUUCGAGGAUGUGCCCCCGGUCCUGCCCAACCUGGACCCGGUGCCGGGCGCCAAGUCUCAGCCGCCGCUUCCUCCAGGUGCUGCACCAGCUCCGCCAGAUGUGCCAGAAUGGCUCACUGACAUUUUCGGUGGCGCGGUGCCAUCCAACAUGGAUACUUUGUUGACAGAGAUCAGACCAAAAGGGCCCUUCCGAGAGGUCCAAGUGCCCCAGCGCCUGGUGGCACGACUGAUCGGCAAGGGUGGCGAGGUUAUCAUGGCCAUGUGCAACUCCACUGGCGCCGAUAUCAAGGUGCGCCAGGAGACGAAGCACAUGGGAUAUAGCUUGGCCAUCAUCACAGGUCCAGAGAAGGCCCAGAAGGUGGCAGAGGAGCUGGUGAAGCAGAGGCUUGGCAUUGCUGGCGAGAACGCGGGCACUCGCGAGAUCUCGCUGGCCUCGGAGCACGUGAGUGCGCUCAUCGGGCCCAAGGGCGCGACCAUCACUGAGAUGCGUCUGAAAUGCAACAAUCUCAACAUCGAGAUCCGGCCCUCGGAAACUCCCGACGUGACCAGCGCCUCGCACAAGGUGAUCAUGGGUCCUGGCGACGUUACACAGCUGGAAAUGGCAGAGGAGCUCAUCAGGGCGCGCAUUGCCAGGAACGAGGCGGAGUCUGGCAGAAAGCCACGGGCCUGGUCCGACUCGGCGCCCGGCGUCGCCUCCCCCACGCAACUCCCGCAGCCAGCGGCGUCGGUGUUCACCGAGCCGGCACAUGUGGCGCCGGUCCAGGCGUUCGAGGCGUUCCCGGAGGCGGCCAUGCCGUCGGAGGAGCCAAUGUGGCCUGACCAGCAGUGGCAGGCCCUAUUGCCUCGACCGACAGAUGGAACGUCGAGGGGCCGUUUGGACCGCCAGGCGCAGGAGGCCUGGGAUCCCGCCUGGGCUCCGCCGGAUUGGGACGCCACCUGGGACGCUGCCUGGAACUUCUGGGAGCAGUGGGACUCUGGCUGGGACAACGGCAUGCAGGGUGGCUUUGGAUCGUUCCCGUCCUUUCCGACGGUGACUUCAGCGCCAAGUGGACCUAGCACCACUAUGUGUAAGUUCUUCGCGCAGAACCGUUGCCUGAAGGGGGACCUGUGCCCCUUUCAGCACGGGCCUCCCAUUGAGCUCCCCAGCUCCACGGGCACUCAGCUCCCCGCCGCCUUUGCAGCGAUUCGUGCCCAAGCGCCGUGGCAGCCCGGCGGCCCGGCGCCGGUGGCCUUCCUGCCCGCGCUGCCGAAGCCAGGCCAAGCGGCAGCGGCAAUGCAAAUGCAGGCCGCAGCAAUGCAAAUGCCUGGAGCUGCGAUGCAAGCACCUGGAGCAACAAUGCAAUUGCCUGGGGUCUUGCCAGCGCAAGUUCCAGUGCAAGCAGAGCAAAUGCCAGCGCAAGCGCCGGCACACGUGGCACAAGUGCCAACCAUGGCACAAGUGCCAACCAUGGCACAAGUGCCAACCAUGGCCCAAGUGCCGGCGCAAGCGAUGGCACAAGUGCCAGCACAAGUGCCGGCAUCGUUGGACGCAACCUUGUCGCACAAGACAGCCAAGCUUUGCAAGCUGUACGAUAUGGGCGGCUGCACAAAGGGUGCAGCCUGCGGCUUUUGUCAUGGCCAAGAGGAGCUGGAGGCCGUGAAGGCACUCGCGCCUCCGGCAUGAGCGGAAGGGUCCCAAACGUAGCGGCCAAUGUGUGCCGGGUAGAUGCGGUAAGAUUCUGCGAAGCGCAGGGUCGUCCUGGGCAAAGGCACUUUACGGGCAAAUCCUGGCCGUCACGUUG
Effrenium voratum is the source of this 2368-nucleotide messenger RNA. The record is from the annotation of a GenBank genome assembly. NCBI's taxonomy places the organism in Eukaryota, Dinophyceae, Suessiales, Symbiodiniaceae.